Perca fluviatilis (European perch) is the source of this 1805-nucleotide messenger RNA. Its product is annotated as cell division cycle protein 20 homolog B-like. The record is from RefSeq and is a predicted model, not a curated record. The transcript is spliced from 13 exons. Gene Ontology annotation, biological process: anaphase-promoting complex-dependent catabolic process; positive regulation of anaphase-promoting complex-dependent catabolic process; positive regulation of ubiquitin protein ligase activity. The annotation marks the transcript as partial. Lineage: Eukaryota; Metazoa; Chordata; Actinopteri; Perciformes; Percidae. Gene Ontology annotation, cellular component: anaphase-promoting complex. Gene Ontology annotation, molecular function: ubiquitin ligase activator activity; anaphase-promoting complex binding; protein binding.
AAACUGGAGAUGCAACUUACAGGUGGAGAAUCAAAUGACUGGGACAAUAUGAGGGGACUGCUGAGAGGUUUCCUAGGAAAGAGAAGACAUUGCCCCUCCAAGGGACAAAACGACACCCAUCAUGUCUCGUACAAGGAGUUUAGGAGGCGGAUCAUUCAGAGGAGCAGCAGUGAGGGUCCUGCAGAGAGUACACCGCUGGACACUGGGCGGCAGUGUGAGCCCAGCUUUGAGUUUGAUACAGUCUGUCAGAGACUGGAGCUGGAUUCUCCACCGAGACACCACGAACAAGCACAGAGAGUCCUACAUGGAAACCUUCAAGAGAAAGCAUUGGUGGGAGGCAUGUCCCACUGUGGGGCUGUCACACCAGGCACCUUCACUGCCAGGGGACAGCUUGCCACAGAAAGCCCCCAGAACAGGUUUGUUCAAGGAACUUGUACCUGUGCCACUGGAUGGGUGUGGAGAGCUGCAGUUCAAGAACAUGAAAAUGCUCAACAGGCUGGUUCUGAUGAAAAAAGACAUAUUUUGCAGCCGUUUGCUAUUCUGGACAAACCUUCCUUCAGUCAGCAGGGAAAAUCUGUGAUAAAGUUGGCAGCACCGUCACUGCUGAACGACUACUAUGCUAAUCUUCUCGACUGCAGUUGUAAUGGUAUGAUUGCAUUAGCCCUUGGCUCUUGUGUUUACCUUUGGAAUUCAGAAACUCAUGGUCUGGCGGGAUAUUUGGACCUGAGACCACGACCAGGGCAAGCGUACCAUCAGAUGCAGUCCAUCUCGUGUCUGAGCUGGAGCAGAGAUGGCAGAGCUCUGUGCCUUGGGACCAGGCGAGGGGAGAUACAGUUGUGGGAUGUUGAACACAAGCAGAAUAUGAGGUGUCUGCCAUCACACCUGUCUGUGGUCAGAGCUCUUGCCUGGAAACAGCAGUUACUCAGCAGCGGCUCUGUUCUCGGACAUAUCCAUCACCUUGACCCUCGGGCUCCUACACCUCUGGUGGGCGCAGCCGUCCAGAAGGAGGGGAUCUGCAGCCUCCAGUGGUCACCGGGAGACGACUGGCUGGCCAGCGGCUCCACAGAAGGCCACCUCCGUAUAUGGGAUAGUGACAUCACAAGGUCACGUCAGCCAAUCAGUACGAUGAAACAGCCCAGCGCUGUUAAGGCAAUGGGAUGGUGUCCAUGGCAGAGAAAGAUGAUCGCCACAGGAGGUGGAUGGAAAGAUGGAGAGUUGAGAAUCUGGGACACAGAUUCGGGGACUUGUGUGACUUCCGCCAACACAAAUUCUCAGAUCUGUUCUCUACAAUGGGCUGAAAAGAAGAAAUAUCUGGUCACAGGUCACGGUCUUCCUCAUCACCAAGUUAACUGCUGGUCCUGGGAAUUUCCCUCUCUCACCCCCAUCUACCAGCUUGCAGGUCACUCUCAUCGAGUCCUGCACUUGGCCAUAAACCCUGACAGCACACACAUUUUCUCUGCUGGAGCGGACCAGCAGUUUCACAUCUGGGACAUCUGUGCAUUUAUAUGUACUUCUAAAUUGGAAACGUGAAAACCAGAAAACCAGAAGAACCAGCAGAUAGGAUCAUCAUUAAACUUACGUUGUAUAAUGCACGAUUUGAGGGUUACGCUGUGUAACGCUAAUACAAUAAACAUAUUGUGAUAAUAUAUUGUGAUAAUCAAUCAUACAAACAAAUAAAUGAAACUCAGCAUCUAAAUGUCGCCACUGUGUAUCUGUCUGCAAACAUCCGCACGACCAAAAUCCAUAAAGCUAGCGCCUUUUAUAUAAAGGGCGCUACAUAAAGCUAAGCCAAAGCCACACCUAGU